UGCCACUCGUUGCGCGUCCUUAUAAUUUGGAGAGGUGUAUGCAGCGCACGGCCCGAUCGCCUUUCCAGGUGGAAAAUCCAGGAGGAGCCCCGCGACCGAACUUAAACUGGGACGACUGGUGAACCCGGUUCAGGACAGGUGAAAUUCCCAGCAGGCUGCCGCCGGCGAGGCCACGGGAUCGAUUCGGAUGCGGGGGAAAAUGCAGCGCGGGUCAUGGAUGAAAUCUCGCGGCAGCAUCGCGGAGGUGUGACUACAACCAGCUGAAGUGUCUCUCAGGAGGAGUACCGGGGAUAUUUUCUCUCACUUGGAUUCGAGUGUUUGCGUUAAAACUCCAGAUUUUUUCCCCCCCCUUUUUUUAUUUGAUUUUUUAAAAUUAUUUUUAAAGUUGGUAUAUAUCUGCGAUGAAAAGGAAGCAGGGCGGAGAGGAGUCGGUCCAGCUGUGCUGAUUUGAAUGAGCUCCGUCUCGGACCAGGAAAGGACGCAGAGAACUGAACCGGCGCCGACAUGAAGGAGAAAUCCAAAACGGCCGCAAGGACUAGACGGGAAAAGGAGAACAGUGAAUUUUACGAGCUGGCCAAAAUGUUGCCUUUACCGUCGGCCAUCACGUCCCAGCUGGACAAAGCGUCCAUCAUACGGCUGACCACCAGCUACCUGAAGAUGAGAAUCGUUUUCCCUCAGGGUUUGGGUGAAGCGUGGGGUCACGCAAGUCGAACAAGGUCUCUGGACAAUGUUGGAAGAGAGCUGGGAGCUCAUCUGCUGCAGACGCUGGACGGAUUCAUCUUCGUCGUGGCUCCUGACGGGAAGAUCAUGUACAUUUCAGAGACAGCGUCGGUCCAUUUGGGACUGUCUCAGGUAGAGUUGACCGGGAACAGCAUUUAUGAGUACGUCCAUCCCGCCGACCACGACGAGAUGACAGCCGUCCUGACGCCUCAUCAGCCCUAUCACUCACAUUUCGUCCAAGAAUAUGAAAUGGAGCGCUCUUUCUUCUUGCGGAUGAAAUGUGUGCUGGCAAAAAGGAACGCAGGCCUCACCAGCGGCGGAUACAAGGUGAUCCACUGCAGUGGCUACCUGAAGAUCCGUCAGUACAGUUUGGACAUGUCUCCCUUCGAGGGCUGCUACCAGAACGUGGGCUUGGUGGCCGUGGGUCACUCUCUGCCGCCCAGCGCCGUGACCGAGAUCAAACUGCACAGCAACAUGUUCAUGUUCAGAGCCAGCCUGGACAUGAAGCUCAUCUUCCUGGACUCCAGGGUGGCCGAGCUGACAGGCUACGAGCCCCAGGACCUGAUAGAGAAAACCUUGUACCAUCACGUCCACAGCUGUGACAUCUUCCACCUCCGCUGUGCGCACCACCUCCUGCUGGUAAAAGGCCAAGUCACCACUAAGUAUUAUCGUUUCCUGGCGAAGCACGGCGGCUGGGUCUGGGUCCAGAGCUACGCCACAAUCGUCCACAACAGCCGGUCGUCAAGACCUCACUGCAUAGUCAGCGUCAAUUACGUCCUCACGGAUACUGAAUAUAAGGGAAUGCAGCUGUCCUUGGACCAAAUGAGCCCCACCAAGCCAGCCUUCCCCUACGCUGACAGUCACAGCGAAGACAGGAAGAGCACCAAGUCACGUCUGACACAGGCGAAGGCCAAAGCCAGAGUGUCACCCUACCCACAGUUUUCAGCGUUCAAUCCAGAGCGUUCGGAGUCAGACCAAGACAGCCAAUGGGGAGGCAGUCCGCUGACAGACUCUGCCUCUCCUCAGCUGCUGGAUCCCGGCGAGGCCGCCGAGGCAUCGUGUGCCUACAGACUGUAUCCAGACUCAGGCUCCCUGUGCUACGGCCUGGGUUUAUCAGAAGACGAUCUUGCCCAUGCACAAACACAUCCUCACACCACCACCUGUGACCGCGUGCGAUGCCAGAGCGGCCGCUACUUUCUAGGAACCCCCCAGUCGGGGAGAGAGGUGUGGUGGGACGCUACGCGCUCUGUGCUGUCGCUGCCGAAAUCGUCCGUGGAGAACAGCGAGGGCUACGAAAUCACUUCCUACCACGGAGCCAUUCACGGUCGGGGUCACUGGGAUGAAGACAGUGUCGUGAGUUCACCUGAUGGAGGCGGGUCCACCAGUGAUUCAGGUGAGCGUUACCACGGCGACCACUUUCGGGCAACCCCUCGAGAGCCCAGCAAGAUGGAGACACUGAUCCGAGCCACACAGCAGAUGAUCAAAGAGGAAGAGAGCCGUCUGCAGCAGCACAAGGCACCGCUGGAGGUGUCGGGACUCGCCAAGGCUCACAGCCCCUGCUUCAGCUCCUCGCUACCCCACCACUCCCAGAUCACCAUGCCCAGCGUGGUGUGCCGCGGCCCCGGAGCCCCCAACAUCGACCUCUCCUCUGACCGCCUCCAUCACCGGGACGCCGUCAAAGCGCUCGGCCCGCACGACAACGACGAGAACACGACCAGCCCGGCAUCUCUGUCUCGUCUCAGCAGCCCCAGCUCGGAUGGGAUCCCCAGGUCAGGCCUCUCCCUCACCAAAGACUACAUGCAGACGGAUCUGUCCCCCCACCCUCCGCAGCCCCAAGGGAGCCCGCUGAUCUAUCCAGCCCAGGAGAGGCAGCCCCUGGAAAGGCAAGCGGCCUAUGCUUUGACUGGGUACUCCCUGGAGCACCUGUACGACCCGGAGAACCUGCGGAGUUACUCGGGCCUGGCCUGCGGAGGGGUCCAGUACGACGUGGCAUCCCAUGUGAGGAUGCAGGCCGAGCAGAUGCAGGGACACAAGGCCACCUCAGUCAUCAUAACCAACGGGAGCUGACGAUAUCUGGUGCAGAUAGGUCCUGUUCUCGUGAAGAGGAUGUUGCAGUAAGGUGGUGCUUUGUGCACAUGCAGACACUGAACCAGGUGCUUGAAACAAACGGCUGGACAAUUAAAAAAAAUAAAAGAAUAUAAGGUACCUGCACUGGGUUGGUUAGCCUUGGUGGCUAACUCAGAGCAGUUGUGUUUUUCAGCUGUUGUAUCAAACCAUUCUCUCAUCUCUGUCAUCCAGGGAUGAUAUGAACGAGUGUUCGAGAGCUCACCUUCGGUAUGCCACUUCACAGGGUGGAGGUUUGCUCCAGUGUUAUUUUAAAAGGCGGUGAACUGAAUUUUCCCUGCCCCGCAAAGGCAACAUUGUAGUCCUGAGUCUGGUUAAACAUCAAGCCAUCGUUUCUGUUUCCAAACGUCUCACACACCACUGGCCACGCGAGUUAAUCUUUUCCGGACACGAUUUCCAAAGGCAGUCAGAAAACGCGUUGUUCCAUUGCCCCUUCACCUGAAGAAAGUCCACCACACAGAGCAUAAUGUUUGACACAUGAGGCGCAGCGUGGGAAAGACAAGCGCUCCCCUCUCGUUCGAUGUCGAUGUUUCCUGGUAUUUAUUUGUCAGUGGGCUGUUUUACUGUACACGUCAUUUUCUUUCUGUCCGAGUAGAAUCUUUUUUUUUUUUUUUUUCUGGUCACAAAAAGUUAUAGCUGUGGUGUUCUGAUUACACCGACAUUAGAUUUAAAAAAAAAUUAAAAAGUUAAAAAAAAUAAUGAAGUGGAAAAAACAGAAAGAAAGAAAUGCUUCUGAUAUUCUGAUAUGUAAAGGUGUAAAAUAUGCAGGUCAACUUGAAACUGUUUUAAUUGUAUGUGAAAUGCCCUCACUCCAGGUGCAAAGUGAGAUUACGAAACCAACACAUUUGUAAUCUCCCCGCGCUAUCUAAAUAUAGGCAUUGUAUGUAUUGACUUACAGUUGUGGCUAAAAGCGAUAUUGUUUACAUAUCAGAGUAUCAUUUUUCCUGUUUUUACCUCACCUGACCGCUACCCCAACCUGUUAGCAUAUGUAGAGUAUGCUUUUAAAAUCCUGCUGCUCAUGCAAUUGUUCUCAAAGGAAACCAUUUGUUUUCUGUUUCGUUUUGUCAUGACAGCCGAAAGAGUUAAAAAGAAUUGAUACAAACUUAUCUAAAAAAAAAAGAAAAAAAAAAAGAAAAAAGUAUGUUGAAUGUCUUUUGUUUUUCUUAUUUAAUUUAUGAUGUAAAUAUCACCACACAAUGAACUUUUGGAUAAGAAGUUACAAGAUUAUUUAUUCAUUGGUUUAAAAAAAAAAAGUCUCUUAAAUCUGAAUACAGUUGCAAACAAGUAACUUUUGUCUCCGUUGAUUUUGUCAUUCAGUGUUAUUUGUGAAAGCGAAACACACACAAGGCUGCUGCCUCAGAAAAAUGUGGAUUUGUGUGGAUGAUCAUCAACAAUCAAGAAAGGUCUGUACAACACAUUUUGAGAUGUAAGGAUCUGAAUAUACACUUGCAUAUAAAUUGUAAAUACAAAGUUAAUUAGUUAGUUUUCAUUUCCUAUAGUCAUUUCUAACAUUUAGCCCAUCCUGAACCGAACAACAAGACAGUUAGCUCUUUAUGAGAUAUGAUGUAUAAACAAAUGUAUGUAAAGAGGCUACAGCAGAUUUUAGAAGUUAAUGUCAAUGUAUUUUUAUGAGUUUGAUAUUGAUUGAUAUUAUAAUAUAAUAUUGAUAAUAACGAUCAUUAAUAAAUGGCAAAAUUAUAUUUACUUUCAGGUAAUAGUCAGUUAGUGUUUAUGUGAAUUGUUAAAAACCACUGUGCAGAUGGCCGUUAUAUUGUAACUAAUUUUAAUUAAUCAUGACAAAA
Messenger RNA from Acanthopagrus latus (yellowfin seabream), 4646 nucleotides. Its product is annotated as single-minded homolog 1-like. The transcript has 12 exons. Gene Ontology annotation, biological process: regulation of transcription by RNA polymerase II. Bases 505 to 2787 code for a protein of 760 amino acids. Gene Ontology annotation, molecular function: RNA polymerase II transcription regulatory region sequence-specific DNA binding; DNA-binding transcription factor activity, RNA polymerase II-specific; protein dimerization activity. The record is from RefSeq and is a predicted model, not a curated record. NCBI's taxonomy places the organism in Eukaryota, Metazoa, Chordata, Actinopteri, Spariformes, Sparidae.